AUGUCUUUUAAUCCAAACACUAGUGAAAUAGGAUUGACGAAUUAAUCUCCUCGUAGAAAUUUUAAUCCGAUGAAUUCUUCUAUUUAAUUCAUUCCAGAUAUUAAUAUUGACUAGUAGCCUGAGGAAUAAAGUUCUCCAAGGAAGGAAGUAAUUAAAAAAGGAAUUUUGAAAACCUUUUAUUAUUAAGUAUUAUAAUCUAUUCAUAUAGGAUAUCAAAAGAAGAAGAUUGAUUGGAUGUAAUAUAUAUGUAAAUGAAAUGAAUGAAUAGUAAUUAUAAUUAUCAAAAAGAGGAAGUAUAUUUUUAUACUAUAAAAAAAGUGACUUGUAGAAUUUGUAUGAAUGAGGAAGAGACCUCAAGAUUUAUAAUGCCAUGUGCAUGUAAAGGAAGUUUGUAAUAUAUACAUGAAGAAUGUUUAAAGCUAUGGAUUCUUUAGAAAAAUGGUAUUGAAGAUGUAUUUAAAGAUUAAGUAUUUAUUUAGAAAAUAUUAGAUAAAAUGUGAAUUGUGCUCUUAAAAAUUUCGUAUGAAGAUGAAGUUACAAAAUCAUUUUCAAAAAUCUAGAUUUUGGGAUUUACCAAGACACUAAAAGAUUUGCUGGCUUAUCUAAAUUUUCUUUAUAUGUGCUAUAAUUGGUACUAUUGCUAGUAAAUGAUUAAAAACUAUUUAGUUUUAUUCAUUUAGUAUGGAAUAUCUGAUGUAGGAAUUGAUGCAAUUAUGACUUUGUUAGCAGUUUUGACUUUAAUUUUAAUAGUCUAUCUUGUAGCAAGUGUGAUUGCAUCUCAUUAAGUAGAAAUGAUUGAAGAUUGGAUAAUAGGGAAUUAUCGACCAAGAAGAGAAACUAAAUAGGGAAGUUUUUUUUAAUUAUAAUCUUAAAUGGGAUAAAGUUUAACAGGUAGUCCAAUUGGAAGAAAAAAAACAGCUUUAGUACAUCCAAAUGGCACUUCUAAUUUGUAAGUGAUUUAAGUUAAUUAAUUGAUGACAAGUACAAAUCUCUCAGAAUAAUGA
Molecule: messenger RNA, 1004 nt
Organism: Paramecium sonneborni
Lineage: Eukaryota; Ciliophora; Oligohymenophorea; Peniculida; Parameciidae
Source: the annotation of a GenBank genome assembly